AUGAUAUUAUAUUUUAUUUUUAUUCUUAUUCUAUCUGGUUCAUGGUGUAGAGAUAUAAAAAAAAUAAUUGUACCAAAAGGUGAAUCAUUUUCAUUUGAUUGUCAACAAGAUGAAUCUGUUUAUUUUGGUCGAAAAUUACAUGAAUGGUCAGAAAUACAAAAUAAUGAUAAUAGAUAUUCAUCAUUAAAUUUGAAUUUAAAUUAUAUAAAUGAAGAAAAUGUUUUACGUAUUACAUCGAAUUCUGCUGAUUCACAAAAUAUUGGAUAUUAUGGUUGUGGUAACGAAAAUUCAGGAAGAAAAAUGAUGAAUCGUGUUUAUCAAUUAAUUUUAGCUGAUGUUGAUUUAUUCUAUUGGAGUUAUAUAUGUCAUGGUCAACCUGGUUCAUGUUUAACUUUUAAUGAUCUAUUAGAUGAAACUCAAAGUACAUUUCAAGUUGCUGAUCAAACUAAUGUUGAUUUAUAUUGUUGUGCAUCUGUUAUGGGUUAUGAUCAUAUAGAUAUUAAAAUGAAUCCAGUAGGAGAAAGUCGUGAUGGAAUUAAAAUAAAACGAAAACAAGAACUUGAUGGAUCAUGGGUUGUUUGUGCUACUCAACAUACGUUUUUUAAACGAAUAUCUUCUAGAUAUACUGAAAAAUUAACAUGUGAAUUAAUAAUUGCUAAUCGAAUAUAUUCAUCAUUAAUAACUACUAUUGAAAUGAAAGAUGCUAUGCCAGUUAAUCCUGAUUUUGAUUCAUCUAAUAGUUCUCCAUCACCUCCAAAACAUGAUGGAGAUGAUGAUGAUGAAUAUUUUACUGAUGGAAAAUCAUCGAAUGGUAGUAGACGAGGAAAAUUAACGACCGGAAAACAAAUUGGUAUUAUUAUUGGUUCUGUUAUUGGCAGUCUUUUCUUUUUUGGAUUAUUGUUUUUUUUAAUUUUUUUUCUUUGUCAUAAAAAUAAAGCUUUAAAAAAUUCUCAAAUAAAUAAAUCCAAUGAAUAUUCAAUAGUUCGUACACAUGAAAAAUCAAAUAAAAAAGAAAAACAAAAUUCAAAAGAAGAAGAAUCUAUUUAUAUCGAACCAACACCAUUAUAUGAAAAUACACCUAUCUUUCUACGACUCUAA
This is a messenger RNA of Rotaria sp. Silwood1, 1098 nucleotides long. The record is from the annotation of a GenBank genome assembly. Lineage: Eukaryota; Metazoa; Rotifera; Eurotatoria; Philodinida; Philodinidae.